AUGCCCGCGCUGAGCCUCAGAUCUCGCAAUGACACGACCCAGCUGACAACACCGUCCUUCAGCGUAAAGCGUAAGCAGCCAGCCCACUUCAUAAUGAUAAUAGCCUGCACAAUAGUUGCUCAUCCCUCUCCUCCCAACUUUUUGUCUCCCUUCCAUCCCUCCCGCUCCUCGCUCCGCCAUUUGCGUUGCCUCUCCUUCGCUGUCCUCACUUUUUUUACGUUCACCUUCCUUUUUGCAUUCGCGCGCGCAUCCGCAUUCGCAGACGACAACGAUGAGCACAUGCUUGCGACAAUGUCCCUGUACGGCUACUCCCGUCGUGCCACUCUCUCUCUCACCUGGUACACACUCUCCUUUUCCACACGUUCAGUGCUUGAAACUACUCUAGAUAGGCCCACACCGCGUGCAUUUGCAUUCCUCUGUGCCAGGCAUGGAAUUGCAUUAAACGGAAGCAUUGACCCACCACUCACGCCGCCCGCACCGAGUCUGUCCGCGACUUCCACAUUACCUUCUCUCUUCACGUCAGGACGUCCCAGAGAUACACCCUUGCGAUCAAUGACUCAGCACACCGUACCUUCCAUUGCUUGCUGUAGCAAGAGCAUGCAGCACGCACGCACAGAUACAGAUUCGCCUGUAGCUCAAAUCAGCUUGCUCGACGCUCCGGAUCUCAACCCAGUACACUACCUACCCUUCCUACACGUUGUCAUAGGUGAAGACUGGUCUGAUAUAUUCAAAGUAUGA
Molecule: messenger RNA, 738 nt
Organism: Fomitiporia mediterranea MF3/22
Lineage: Eukaryota; Fungi; Basidiomycota; Agaricomycetes; Hymenochaetales; Hymenochaetaceae
Exons: 3
Coding region: 1-738 (245 amino acids)
Source: RefSeq, a predicted model, not a curated record